This is a messenger RNA of Asparagus officinalis (garden asparagus), 1334 nucleotides long. Its product is annotated as probable sodium/metabolite cotransporter BASS1, chloroplastic. NCBI's taxonomy places the organism in Eukaryota, Viridiplantae, Streptophyta, Magnoliopsida, Asparagales, Asparagaceae. The record is from RefSeq and is a predicted model, not a curated record. Gene Ontology annotation, cellular component: membrane. The transcript has 8 exons. The coding region runs from base 1 to 1089 and encodes 362 amino acids.
AUGGAUCCGAACCCGCAUCUGUGUCGGUUUCGUCAACAACCCGAAACCGAGUCACCCGUCUCUUCUCGCCGGCGCCAGUGGCGAAAGCCCGAAACUGAAGCCGAAGCCAGAAAAGCAAAAUCAAAUAAUGGAAGAGAGAUCGUGGUGCGCUUGGGGGAGGCUUUGUCUCUGGGCUUCCCUCUCUGCGUGGGGUCCGCUUGCGGAGUUGCGCUCUGGAGGCCGUCAACUUUUCUUUGGGUCUCAAGAGAGUUGCAGAUUGCCGGGCUCACUGUCACCAUGCUCGGGAUGGGAAUGACGCUGAAGCUUGAAGACCUGAGAGCUGCACUGUUGAUGCCCAAGCAGUUGGCCGCUGGUGUUUUUCUCCAGUACACGGUGAUGCCAUUAUCAGGAUAUUUCAUUAGCAAGUUGUUAAAGCUGCCUUCCUAUUAUGCUGCUGGCCUGAUACUGGUUUCCUGCUGUCCUGGAGGCACAUCAAGUAAUCUUGUUACAUAUCUCGCACGAGGAAAUGUAGCUCUCUCUGUGCUUAUGACAGCAACCAGCACCUUAGCUGCUGCAGUAAUGACGGCGUUUUUGACUUCUAAACUUGCUGGACAGUUUGUUGCGGUUGACCCUAUCGGUCUCUUUAAGUCCACAGUGCAGGCUGUGCUUGCACCUGUACUAAUAGGCGCAACCUUAAACCAAUACUGUAACAAUUUGGUUGAGGUAGUUUCUCCUCUUAUGCCGGUCAUAGCAGUUUUGAGUGUUUCCACUCUGGGUGGGGGUGCCAUUGCUCAGAAUGCCUCAGCUCUCUUAACUUCCGGCUUCCAAGUAUUGGUUGCUUCGUUUUCUCUCCAUGCUUCUGGGUUUUUCUUUGGCUACUUGUUUUCGAGGAUGCUAGGGAUUGAUGUUUCUUCUUGUCGCACAAUCUCAAUAGAGGUUGGAAUGCAGAAUGCGACUUUAGGGUUAGUGCUUGCAAGCCAGCACUUUGGGAGUCCUCUGACUGCAGUCCCUUGUGCUGUUUCAGGCAUCUGCCACUUGAUUUAUGGCAGUGUUUUAGCUGGAAUCUGGCGAUGUAUGCCUUCAACCAAAGAUGAGAAGGGUUGUGUAUGAGAUAAUGAGAACUUGUCAUAUCGUUCUCAUCCAGAACAAUGAACUUGUAGCUUGGAUUCCUAUGUCCCAUAGAUGGCUUGAAAUAAAUGCAGGAGACAAUCUAUUGUGAACUCAAGAGCUCAGAGGAAAAGCUGGCUGGAUUACUGUUAUGAUUAACAGUAAUCCAUCCUUUCUCAAAAAAAAAGAGCUCGGAGGAAAAGAAAACGUACUCAAGAGCUUGAAGGAAAGAAAACGUUCUUUUUUAA